Messenger RNA from Arachis duranensis, 1702 nucleotides. Its product is annotated as ATPase family AAA domain-containing protein FIGL1. The transcript is spliced from 9 exons. Gene Ontology annotation, molecular function: ATP binding; ATP hydrolysis activity. The record is from RefSeq and is a predicted model, not a curated record. Bases 173 to 1033 code for a protein of 286 amino acids. Gene Ontology annotation, cellular component: mitochondrial outer membrane. Lineage: Eukaryota; Viridiplantae; Streptophyta; Magnoliopsida; Fabales; Fabaceae.
GUCUAUCCAAAAUGAGUCAAAGAGCCUAAAGAAGUCUCUUAAGGACAUUGUAACAGAAAAUGAGUUUGAAAAGAGGCUUUUAGCUGAUGUUAUUCCACCUAGUGACAUUGGUGUUACUUUUGAUGAUAUUGGAGCUCUUGAAAAUGUCAAGGAUACGCUGAAGGAGUUAGUGAUGCUUCCUUUACAAAGGCCUGAGCUCUUUUGCAAGGGGCAAUUAACCAAGCCGUGCAAGGGCAUCUUAUUAUUUGGGCCCCCUGGAACAGGUAAGACAAUGCUUGCAAAGGCAGUUGCUACUGAAGCUGGUGCAAACUUCAUCAACAUUUCCAUGUCAAGCAUCACAUCCAAGUGGUUUGGUGAGGGUGAGAAAUAUGUAAAAGCUGUUUUCUCCCUGGCAAGUAAAAUUGCACCUAGUGUUAUAUUUGUUGAUGAGGUUGAUAGCAUGUUGGGCCGAAGGGAAAAUCCUGGGGAGCACGAGGCCAUGCGAAAAAUGAAAAAUGAAUUUAUGGUGAACUGGGAUGGCUUACGUACAAAGGAUACCGAGCGAGUUCUUGUGCUUGCAGCCACUAAUAGGCCUUUUGACCUUGAUGAGGCUGUCAUAAGGAGGCUGCCACGAAGAUUAAUGGUAAAUUUGCCAGAUGCUCCUAAUAGAGCAAAGAUAUUGAAAGUUAUUUUGGCAAAAGAGGACUUGUCUUCCGAUAUUGAUUUUGAUGCAAUCGCAAAUAUGACCGAGGGGUAUUCUGGAAGUGAUCUUAAGAAUUUGUGUGUAACUGCUGCGCACCGUCCGAUUAAAGAGAUAUUAGAAAAGGAGAAAAAGGAGCAUGCUGCUGCUCUGGCAGAGGGUAGACCUGCUCCAGCAUUAAGUGGAAGUUCCGAUAUCAGGUCACUAAACAUGGAAGACUUUAAACAUGCUCAUCAACAGGUAUGUGCAAGUGUGUCCUCUGAAUCCAUAAAUAUGACCGAGCUUUCGCAAUGGAAUGAUCUAUACGGUGAAGGUGGUUCAAGAGUAAAGAAAGCACUUAGUUACUUCAUGUGAGAGUUUCUCCAUUGUACAAAUGUUCCCCACCGGCGACCCUCCUUGAUGCCCCUUUGAAGCCUGCGUAUUCACUUGUCGUUGCUCUGGUCUGCUGAGGCUAGCAUGAGUUGGUGCUGAGCCCCAUUUCCUUUGUAAAAUGAAAUAUAGAUUUCUAAGUAAUUUGAUUUGUUAUGGAUGAUGGGAUUAUGGUGGGUUUUGAAAGAAAGUGGAGAAUUUUGGCCAGGCUCUGUUGCUUUUUGUUUUGUUCCUCAACCACUUUGCCACCAGCACAGAAGAAGAUCAUGUUGAUUUCUUAUUAUUUUUCUUUUAAUUGCAGUAUUAGAGGAGAAAGAUAAAGAGAGUCAUAUAUGAUUAUGACCCUUAUUAUAAGAGUAGUUGUCACACUCCUAAGUCCUAAUGUCAAAAAUAAUGAUUUUAGAUCAUGGACACAAGGUGACUAUUUUCUAUUUUAUAUUUUUUUGUAUAUACCAUCAUAUGCAUGACACAGCUAUGUCUUUCUGAAUCUAUAAGUCUACUACUUAUUUGAAAGAUUUCUUUGAUUCGACAUGUGACCUGAUACAAUUCUUUCAGUAUUAUUGAUUGCACUUUAUGGGAUUGGAAUUUUUAGUUGUAUAAGCUCUGCAUUUGUAAUAAUAUGCUAUGGAAUGGAUUGGACAAUUUUUCUUUUAA